Messenger RNA from Histoplasma capsulatum G186AR, 2106 nucleotides. RefSeq names its product phospholipase. Gene Ontology annotation, biological process: arachidonate metabolic process. The coding region runs from base 1 to 2106 and encodes 701 amino acids. Gene Ontology annotation, cellular component: membrane. The record is from RefSeq and is a predicted model, not a curated record. NCBI's taxonomy places the organism in Eukaryota, Fungi, Ascomycota, Eurotiomycetes, Onygenales, Ajellomycetaceae. The transcript has 5 exons.
AUGCGACGAAGAGAGGACGCGGGUUGGCUUGAUGUCAUCAUGGAUGAUCAUGGAGAGUUUAGCAUAAGGGAUCGUGGUCGUCUUUCACGGCUGGUGAAGGAGUUAAAAGACCCAGAGAAACAACACCCAAUGCUAUACCUUUUUAUUGGCCAAAACAUCAAAGAUGAAGCGCUCAAUGCACUCUUCAUGAACAAUAUAAAACGGACCAGAUCCAAUGCAACUGUCAACCUUCGAAGUGACAUAGGCAAGGAGGCUUCAGAUAUGCCGAUCUUCCUUGCUGAUGGCAAUCUGAUCACAGAUAUUAAACCACAGCAUAUAUCACCUGGCAAGCAGGGAAGGAUAUAUCCCAUUGUCCGGUCAACAUUCACAGACAACGAAAUCCUUCCCCUGCUUUACGCCCGGCUUCUUUUUCUCUUUACUGACAUUGUCUGUAUAUUUGCGGAUGACUUUCCAGGACUCGAUUGCAUUGCAGAUUUCCUCAUCUUUGCUGCAAAGGUCGGUUCCGCCUCCAUCCUCCCAGUCCAGAUCAACGACUUUAACCGCAACAUAUCUGCCAACCGCGGUCACAUGUCAAAUGCGUUCUCCGAUAUACGGGUGGUGUCCCUGGAUAAAAUCUGUGAAACACAUCGUGCAAGCACACCAACUCGCUAUUGCCGGUUGAAAGGUGUCCUUCAACAUCAAGCUGACCAUAUUACGAACAUGCGCUCUGCCCACCGAGCCAGAUUUAAAGCAUUUCAUCUCAAGACCCUCUUUCAAGCGGCUAUCGAACACACCGCAGCCACGGUACUUGAGUCAUUUGAUCAUGUCAGAGCGAUGCGCACUGGGAAUGAGCUUUCCCCAGGCUUGAGCAGCCAUCUUGCAACCUACCUUGAACUUGGAUCCAAAGCAGGGAUUCCUAUUGAGGAUCUGACACCUUCCAUGGCUUCAGCAAUGAUCACUGAUAACUAUCCCCCCCGAGCCCACUUCCCUCUUGUUAUUGAUCUUGUGCCGCCCACGAAACGCGUGAGCAUUUUGGCUAUUGAUGGUGGUGGAGUCCGUGGUGUCAUUCCACUUGAAAUUCUCCUUCUGUUACAGGAGAAGCUGGGAGCUUGUCCUGUAACUGAUGUGUUUGAUCUUAUAAUGGGAACCAGCUCCGCCCUUCUGACAAUAGCACAGGUUACGAGUUGGUCAGACCCGAGCAUGAAAACGACCCAUUCCUGUGGCAAGCGAACCUUCCAAGACGGUGGACUCAGGGAAAAUAAUCCGGCAUGGAUUGCCCGCCAGGUGAGCCGUCACAUCUGGCCAGCAAAGAAGGCAUUAGCAUUGCUAGUCUCGAUUGGUACAGGAGUACAAGAGAACUGCCCACAGAGUCAAGUCGCGCCGUACUUCCGGAAUGUAUUCAAGGACGGCUUCGCCCGCCGUGCUCUCAAUGCCUGGCUCUCUUCUCUGGAUGGCGAGAAAAAGUGGAAGGAUUUAGUUAGUCAGCUGGACGACGAUGCGAAGCAGGAUCAUAUUCGACUGAAUGUCCCAUUAAAAGGUAUGGCUGCGGCUAUUGAUAACAUAAAUGACAUCGAUCUCUACCGUGAUCUUGUCAUUCUUCAGCCGGGGGUUGCUAGAAUGGCGGCAGAGGCAGCAUCUGCGCUCCUUAUCUCAACUUUCUAUUUUGUACUUGACACCAUUCCAGAAAGCAACGAUGGGAACCUACACUGCCGGGGAACCAUUCGCUGCCGACCACCCGUCAAGUCCAUAUUGCCGCCCCUCAACCUGCUUCAUGGGUCACAGCAAAUGUGCUUUGCCACAGAGAGUGAAUUCCUUGGCUAUUUCCUUGGUGAGAAGGAUAUCUGUUCCUGCUGCAAACGCUAUGCCAAAAAAAUAUCAUUUGAGGUGCGGCAUCUUGAUGAGGAAAUCAUCAUAUAUAUGGAAUUAGAUAGGAAGCAACGCCGGAAGAUCAGUGGGUUUCCCGACACUGUCAACUCCUUCAUUAAGGAGCAGGGAUUUUUGUCUCCUUUUGGCAACCCACAUCAUGACUCUCCUGGAACGCAACGAUGUACUGCAUGUGACAACUCUAAGCGGAAAUCAAGCCAAUCUCAGAGUUCGAGACCACAGAAGAUGCGUCGUUUGGCAUGA